Messenger RNA from Pimephales promelas (fathead minnow), 2010 nucleotides. RefSeq names its product transmembrane protein 106Ba (gene tmem106ba). The record is from RefSeq and is a predicted model, not a curated record. Lineage: Eukaryota; Metazoa; Chordata; Actinopteri; Cypriniformes; Leuciscidae.
AGAGGAGGGGCUUGUUGAAAAAACACGGCUUAUUGGGGAAAAGAAUAACACAGUCGGGAUAGAGGCAUUGUAGCAAUUGUAAUUUUAUACAAACUGAAGGCAGGACCCUUCAAAAAAGUCAAGCCCAACCAUGGGGAAGUCUCUAUUUUCUUUGCCAAAGCAAAAAGAAGACCAGGAGAACCUGACUGAAGACCCAAAGUCGCUCAAUGAGGACGAUAAAGACGACGUGUCACAGUUUCCAUAUGUUGAAUUCACAGGCAGAGACAGUGUUACCUGUCCUACUUGUCAAGGGACAGGGAGAAUACCAAGAGACCAAGAAAACCAGCUAGUUGCUUUGAUACCAUACAGCGACCAGAGGCUGAAGCCAAGACGAACGACAUUGUACGUGUUUGUAUCCGUCUUUCUGUGUCUGCUGCUUUCUGGUCUGGCCGUGUUCUUCCUGUUCCCUCGGACUAUUGACGUCUCUUAUGUUGGGGUGAAGUCAGCCUAUGUCACUUAUGACCGAGACCAGCGGAUAAUAUACCUAAAUAUCACGAAUACCCUUAACAUCACCAACAAUAAUUACUUCCCAGUACAAGUAGCCAACAUCACAGCCCAGGUGCAAUUCUACAAGACUGUCAUUGGGAAGUCUGUCGUCAGUAAUGUCACCACCAUCAUCCCCCUGGAUAUGCGACAGGUUGAUUACACUGUUCCCACUAUCAUAGCCAAUGAGAUGAACUACAUAUUUGACUACUGUACCAUGCAGUCAAUUAAAGUGCAUAACAUUGUUGUCAUGAUGCAAACGACUGUAACCGCUGUGUACUUUGGCCAUGCUGAGCAGGUGUCUCAGGAAAAGUACCUAUACGUGGACUGCGGCUCGAACACCACCUCUUCACGCGGACGCAUGAGUGUGAUACAGUGACGCCUCUACGUAUGACCCUCAAUUCUUAAUGUUCUCAUGUGGUGAUAAAAAAAGAUGGCUACUCCUGAGUGUUACGAAUGUCUGAAAAUGAAGCCUGUACUGUAGGGUGGCAACAUUUGGAUUGAUCAGCAAUUUCUAGUCAAAGAGCUGAUAUCCUUUCUUCCACAUCAUUACUGAUUCUUUAGCAUUGCUCCGGAGGUUUUGCUUGGAUAGACAAAAGCACUUUAGUAUAUUUUGGGAAAAUGAAUGACCAGCAGAAUAUUCUACAUAGAUCUGCAAACACGUAAACCACUUUGACUUUACUACAUUGUUCUCUUGGUGUGAUUAUUUUGUCUUUUUUAACAUUGGUCAUGCUCGUAUAAUUCUUUUAUUUAGCUCUUUGUUGAGCAGGUAUUCUGUAGAUUUUUUUGGGGGGUGUUAUGAACACAUCAACAAAACCAUUAACAGAUGCUUUCAUUUUUGAUGAGAUGUUACUUGCCUGAAACCACACUCCGACUUCAGUUUAUGGGUAUUUUAUAUAACUCGAUUUUGUGGAUUUUUCAACCUCUUACUACUUUUUUUUAUUUUAUUUCAAGAAUUUUUGUUCAAAGGGAACGUUUAGAAUGAAUGUCUUUUGAACUACUUUUGAAAUUAUGAGAAUUGAAAAUGAAGUGGGCUAUCUGAGGCUAGUACAACACUGGCCAUGAAUCAGGCGUUAAUAAAUAUAAUAUAAAUUGAACUCAGCAGGAAGCUGUGGAAUAUAUUAGUUAAAAAAAGGGAAUAGAAAAAGGAAGGAAAGUAAUUGAUUCUGUUUUAAGAAAUUGACUUCUGUUAACUGAUGCAUCUUUGUUGUCAUAUUUGACUAAAUUCAACCAUCUUUUUUCUUGGUGUUUAGAUGAUUGAUAAUGUAGAUGUUUCUCAUUCACUUUAACCUUUUUGCUAAUUGUGUUUUCAAUAUCAAUACAUUUGAUUGAUGUUUAAUUUUAAUGUUUCUUUUUAAUUUCUUUGAUGAAAUUUGUGUCCAUGUAUAUUUUGUCUUAAAAUAUUUUGUUGGCAUUUCAGCACUCUCCCAAGUAAAAUGUUAUAAUAUCAUGUUUUUUCUAUGGUGAAUUAAAUAAGUACAGACUGGA